Molecule: messenger RNA, 5874 nt
Organism: Mizuhopecten yessoensis (Yesso scallop)
Lineage: Eukaryota; Metazoa; Mollusca; Bivalvia; Pectinida; Pectinidae
Product: centrosomal protein of 41 kDa-like
Exons: 10
Coding region: 457-1461 (334 amino acids)
Biological process (GO): cilium assembly; protein polyglutamylation
Cellular component (GO): ciliary basal body
Source: RefSeq, a predicted model, not a curated record
UACGGGCACUCAGCGCUGUUUGUUAGACCGACAGCCUCACUGGUCAUUUCAGUGCUGAGAAGUUCAAUGCUUUUCUAAUUUCUCUUGCUGAUUCUGACAAAUCUUUAAACAUUUGAUAUCUCAAUUUUUCUUGAGUGAGAUCUAGAAAACCUCGAAUUGCUUCUGUGUGCAGCUACUCGACACAGUAGACUAUACAUAUAUAGUGGAUCUCCAAUUCGGUGUGUAUUGGGUGGCUGUUUGCUGAGUACAUAUUGUUGGGUGAGUGUGGAUCCCACCCAGUGUGUACAUAUUGGGUGGCUGUGGUCUACCUGGAUACAGGCUGAAUCUCAAAUAAUAAGGGAAGGUCUUUUUACCAGCUGGCAUGGCAUAGGAUAUGUUUGUGUGGGCUGCUGGAAACAAUGGUGUUUUCAUCUCGUUACUCAACAUCAGGAUAAAUUAAGUCACUAAAACAACAAAAUGCCCAAAAAAGGCAAUCCGUCUUUCUACAACUCGAGUUAUAUGACUCCAAGGAAAGCACCUCCCAGGCCAAGAAUUUUCAAAGAGGAUCGCUUCCGACUUUCAGAAAUCUUAAAAGAGGCUGAGAAAGAUUACAGAUUCAAACAGAAUGAAAUCUUCAAACGCAUGAAAAUAACAACAUUUGUUCAGUUGUUGGUACAAGUUGCUGAUUAUGACCUAGACACCAGUUCACAAUACAGCAAUGGCCAGUACACAGACAGAACGAAUACAGAUCGGCCAGACACAGCUGACAUAGAGGUCCAGAAAAUUCAGAAGGGUAGUUCACCCAGCCAAACAGAAAGGAAUGGGGCUGCAGGGGACACACACAGAGAAGCUCAAUCAAAGCUGGAAAAUGUUGUAAAGGGUGUUGGGGAGAUUCGUGAAAAUAAACCACAAACUCAAAGACUAUUAAGUGAUUGUCCGUACCUGUUGUUGGAUGUGCGAGAGAGUGACAGUUACAACCAGUGUCAUAUAAUAACAUCAAAGAGCUACCCUACAGCAAUGUUAUCAAGAAUGUAUAACCAAGACACAGAGGAAAUGCGUGCCUAUAAAAACCAGCCUGGUAAAAUAAUUAUAGUUUAUGAUGAAGAUGAGGCUCUAGCUCACAGAACGGCGACGACUUUGGUCGAGAGGUCAUACGAUAAUUUGUUUCUCCUAUCAGGUGGUAUGAAGGUUGCAUAUCAAAAGUUUCCUAAUGGUCUGUUAACGGGAACUCCAAGCCAGAAUGUGACUGAGGCCAAACAUCCUCCAACAAAUAUGGUCAAGGCAUCUAAAGAGAAAUUAUCAGAGGAAGACGUUAAUGGUCUUCACAUGCAACUCGACGCUGCCCUUUCUGACCGAAGUACUGGUAGCCGACUGUCCAAUGCUAGCACAUCGUCCAGCAGAAUGAGUGGAGCCACGUCACAGAUGUCCAGGGCCAGUAAGCCAGAGUGGGCGGUGAAGGGGCGCAAGGCAUUCAAGAAUUGACCUAUUUGUUACAUUAGUGUCAGGAUAUCUGAGCAGCAUGGUUUAGUCAAAAGGAAGGCUCGAGUCCCAAUGAAAAGCCUCCCUGGUGUCACAAGUACCUCAUAGAUAUGUAUGCAGCUUGAACGUUGAUGUGUGGAAGCACCAUUGGUUGUAUGGCAACAAACAGUUCAACAGUUGAAUUAAACUUUAAUGUUUUGAAACGGCUGAACACCACCUUUCUAUUUCAUCUUUGACACUAAUCAUGUAUGCAAUAAGUAAUAAUCAAACGUGUAAUACAGAAAUUACAACCGGUUUUCAUAGAAAGGUUCAAGGAUCCUUGUUCCACUGUAGGCAAACCACAAGGGAAUUCCAUCGAAGCUCAUCAUAAAUACAGUUACCUCCCCUUAAUUUCGUUUUGGCUAUAACUGUAGUUGGUCUUUACCAUCAAAUAGCCACUGACCAUGUCAGUGUGAUCACAUUGUCAUAAGAGGUAUAGAGUCCAUAUUCUGGUCUGGUUGGUGGCAUUAUUACUUGCAGAAAAGUGUUUCUACAUUUCGUAAGUAUUUUAUAUGAAAGUUCCAGAAACUUUGGACUCUUCAGAAAUGGUUUAUUAACCUUUUCACCCCUAUGCAACUUUAGUAGACUCUACCAUGCUUUGAUUUGGAUGAGUCCAUUAUGGUCUGCAGUGGUGAAAGGUUUAAAAGCUAUUGUCAUGUAGGUAAAACAGUUUCAAAUUCUUAGUUACCAUUUUCACAGUGGUACGGGGAUCCUUAAGUGAUGCGAUUUAGUUUUCAUAAUUUACAUUGAUCGAUAAACAAAUGUUCAACAGUUUUGAAAAAAUAUUUGUUCAUGCAUAGAAUAUUUAAAAGCUGAGAAGAGUUGUUAUUGGAUUUCAGUAGGUAAGAACAUCUGUCUACAUUUUGUGUAUAACUUUUCUAUUUUUAAAUAUAUCCAAUAAAAACAAAAGUUGAUCACACAUUUAUUAAAACUUAAAAAAUGGUCGAAGAAAAUGCUGUUAGAAAGCAGUUUAACCAACUCAGUUUUCAAAUGUACCUGAUCAUUCUAGUAAAAUAGGAAAAUAUUUAUGCUAGAGAUGUGGAAUCAGUUUCUUUAGAAUAAAAACAGUCGGUUGUACCAGAUCUGGGCCCAGUCGUUCAAAAGAUGAUAAGCUUAAUCACUGAUUAAUGACAUUUUUUAACCUCUAGUAAUUGAGUCAAUAUACAAAGUAAAACCUCUUAAUUUUGCAUGUAAUUUACUCUUCUGUUAUAUUUUCUAUCUUAAAAAUUUAAACUCUGUGAAUGGUUGUGUUUAAACAAUACACCAAAAAUAAAAUUUGCACUAAUCACUGAUUAAGCUAAUCCCUGAUUAAGCUAAACACUGUUCGAACAACUUGGCCCUGAACUUUAAAAGUGAUCUUUUAUCACUAAUAUGAAUAAAAAUUGUACAAGAUAUGAAUUUUACAAUAGGUGAUAUUUGAUCGCUAAUAUGGAUAAAAAGAUAAGUUGUACCAGAUCUGAAUUUCACAAGUGAUAUUUGAUCGCUAAUAUGGAUAAAAAGAUAAUUUGUACCAGAUCUGAAUUUCACAAGUGAUAUUUGAUCGCUAUUAUGGAUAAAAAGAUAAGUUGUACCAGAUCUGAAUUUUACAAGUGAUAUUUGAUCGCUAAUAUGGAUAAAAAGAUAAGUUGUAAAAGAUCUGAAUUUCACAAGUGAUAUUUGAAUUUGAUCGCUAAUAUGGAUAAAAAGAUAAGUUGUACCAGAUCUGAAUUUCACAAGUGAUAUUUGAUCGCUAAUAUGGAUAGAAAGAUAUGUUGUACCAGAUCUGAAUUUCAAAAGUGAUAUUUGAUCCCUAAUAUGAAUAAAAAGAUAAGUUGUACCAGAUCUGAAUUUCACAAGUGAUCUUAGCACUCUUGACAUCACGUUCGUCUUUCAUUCCCAUUUUAUGGAGAAUAUCUGAACAUUUUGCUGCUGCUAGAAUAUACUGACCACAUACUUAUAUAGUUGUUGGUAAAUUCCGUCCAUAUUUGUAAGUUUAUAGGAGAGGGAGUUAUCAAGCUUUUUAAAUUUAUUGCAGGGGAUUUUAUUUACCGAUUAAGAUUUUAUAGCUCAAAUCAAAUAUCAUUAGCAUGUCAUUCAUCGGAUGAGAGUGUUUGAUAGAUUAAAUUGAUUAAUGUCGACAUUCACUAUUCACUUAAACAUAAGGUUGAUUUUAGAAACUAUAUAAAAUGCAAUUUAGAGUUAGUGAUUAUUACACUUCUCAAUGUUUGGAGUGUGUCAAAAUAAAAUACACUUUAUGUACAAAGACUGUAAGUUGUAUAUUUUUGUAAUGAUCAACAUUUUGUUUGUUUAUGACAAUGGUGUGGCCUUCUGGUGGAGAAAGCAUGAUGAGAGUUGUUCUUUAUUAUUCUAGCUCAGUAUGCUUACAAAGGAUUAUCUCCCCUUACCUGUGUAUUUUGCUAUGCAAGAUCUAUAUCCUUUUGUAUUGCAUGAUAUUUUGAAUAUCACAUCUAGCAUGACAAAAUCAAACUUUGUCUUAUUCUUGAUAUUUGUUGACUUAUUUAUAUAGAAAAUAUAAUAUUCUAUACUUUUUUUUUCUUUUCUUUUUUCACUGCCAUAUAUGAUUUGAGAAGUGAUGAAAUAUAGGAAGUAGAUGAGAGUUGUGAAUGAGUGUCUUCUAUAUAUUAAAAGGCAUAGAUGGGAAGUGUGAGGGUGUACCCUCUAUAAUAAAGAUAAUAAAGAAUAGAGGAGAAGUUUAAGUGUUUCAAUGUCCUAUUACAAGGGGUGAAAGAGACGUAUGAAUGUCUUCCUAUGAGGUACUGAUUUUGGAGAGUGAUGAAUAUUUACCAACAAGACUUCAGGUAUUGUUUUACAUGUAUUUGUCCAUGCAAAAACUUUGUUGUACAGUAUUACAUUAUAAAUUUUUUAGACUGUCACUGACCCAGUACUAACAUAUUGAAAACUAUCAGAGCCCGCCUGUAAUUGUAAUCCCGACCCCCCCCCCUGCAAGAAAAAAAAAAUGGGGUAGGUUGUGAAUAUACUGACAUCAGCUUGUACAACUGUUUGUGGAUCAAAACUUGUCAUGCCAAACCCUCCUUAACUUUUUUGAAGGUUCCAAAAACACUUUAUCAAAUUAAUCAUGUUCGGCACAUUCUCUUCUCCCCUAAAGUUAUGCUGAGACUAUUACAGUUAUAAUUCAAGUUCUCUGGAACCAGUUUUGUUUGAUACUUUUUUGGAGCAAUUUAUAGGGUUUGUUCUGAAUUUUUUAAACAGCCAACAUUAAAAAAAAAAAUGUGGAUGGCCUAUUCAAAAUAGCCUCUGAUUGGCUGAGACAGUUACAGUUUUAACUCUAGUUCUCCAGGACUAACCUUGUUGAUUGUUUGUUGGGAGUGAUACAUAAGGGGGUAAUUUAUGAGGAAUGGCCAGCUUUUAAAUUCCAGGAUUUAAGGUUGCUGCCUUGGCUUCUAAUUGGCCAAGACGAUUAACGGUUAUACCUCUAGUUCUAUCAAGUCAACUUUGUUGUUGAUAUAUAAAGGAUAUAUAUAUAUUUUAUGUUGAACAACUGACUUUCAAGCUUUGAGAUUCAAGAUGGCUGCAUUGGCCUCCGAUUUGAUGAUACAUUAGCGCCUUCAAGUUGAGCUUUCUUGAGAAGAUUUAAAUAUCACUUUUCGCGAUGCUUCAUUUGUGGCUUUUGUGAUAGUUUUUGGGACAUUGGUAAUAGUUUCUGUUUAGAACUUAACAUAUGUGGACAAAAUCUGUACAGACCUCUAUGAAAUUUUGCACCCAUCAUAGCCACUGAAUAUGCAUGACAAGAUAUUUUACAUUUGACCAUUUCGUUGAUUAUUAGAAUAUCUUUGUAAGCACUUGGCUUGCAGUUUUAUUUUUGUAUUGCCCCUAUCACUAUAUGCCUUUAGUGACCUGGGUAGUGAGAAAAUAUAGAAAAAAAUAUUAUUUAAGGAUUCUUGAAAAUGUUUGAUUAAUUUGUUAAACUAGUAAAAUUUGAACAUUUUUUUUUUGUAAUCUGGCAUUAAAAUUGGCGUCAACCUGAAAGAUGAUUUUGCAAACAAUUACAAGUUUAAAAUAUAUUAUCAUUAUGGGACACUGUACAAAUCUUAUCGUCCCUAAAUAUUCUCACUGAUACCUGGUUCACUGUGUGACCGUUCCUGGCCAGUGAAUGAAGGGCAUUUUUAAUGAAAGUUUCAUAUAUUUUAUGUAUUUUUGUAAGUGAUGAAAUAUAACUAAAAGUAGUUACAAAAGACCACUGAAAGCUUAUAUGGUUGACCUGAUUCUGUGACCUUUGACUGGGCUUUAUUAGUGUUGUUUGAGCACUCUAUCACAGAUACCAAUUAAUUUAUUUGUUGAAUGUUUGAAAUGUUUCUUAUUUGUACAUAGUGUAAAUGUAAGCAUCACCUAUGUUAUCAAUAAAUCUCAUGAUGCUAA